Lichtheimia ornata is the source of this 648-nucleotide messenger RNA. RefSeq lists its product as uncharacterized. Bases 1 to 648 code for a protein of 215 amino acids. The record is from RefSeq and is a predicted model, not a curated record. Gene Ontology annotation, cellular component: EMC complex. Gene Ontology annotation, molecular function: carbohydrate binding. Lineage: Eukaryota; Fungi; Mucoromycota; Mucoromycetes; Mucorales; Lichtheimiaceae. The transcript is spliced from 7 exons.
AUGACCCAUCCGAUCGCUCUCCUCCUUUUGGUUGCAGUUUGUCUCGUAGCAUUCUGUCAAGCUGCAUCAGUCUCUGGAUCGAUUGCAACCAACGCUAUUCUCACAGAUAUCAAUCAGCUACGACCAUCCACACGAGUGCUUCUUGAUGGUGGCAAAUACACAUCACAUAUCACGACCAACGGCAGGUUUGAAUUCUCCAAUAUUGAACCUGGAAACUAUCUAUUAGAGGUGCAAUCGGUCGACUAUGUUUUUCCCAAGCUUCGCGUAGAGGUGGAUAAUGAAAAGGGAUUGACUCGGGCAGCUUACAGCAUUUAUGGCCAAAGUUGGGAUAAGACCGGGUACACAGUUGAGCAGCCAUUGGAGCUUCGUGCAAAGGCUGUUGCCAAUUAUUUCAUGCAACGACAAGGAUUCAAUGUCUUUGGUUUGUUCAAGAAUCCAAUGUUCUUAAUGCUCGGUGUCAGUGGAUUGAUGCUCCUUGUAAUGCCAAAAAUGAUGCAAAACCUUGAUCCGGAAGCCUUGAAGGAAAUUUCCCAGACUCAAGCUGAUGCACAAAAGAUGAUGACGGAUAUGCCUAGUCUUGCUAAAAUGCUAGGUGGUGGAGGUCAACAAUCGGGUAGUCCAAAUAGACAGCAACAACAACGUCGAUGA